AUGACCAGCUGGAUCUUUAACUGCAUCUGUGUUUUCACCUCCACCUGCGAAUCUGACCAAGCACUAAACCAUGCGCUGCUUUCUGACGAUAGCUACCGGGACCGAAAUAAAAAGAAGCUUGCUUGGAGGAGGGUUAGCGAGGUGGUUGGUGUCUCGGUGGAAGUUUGCAAAAAGCGGUGGAAGAAUCUGAGGGACACAUAUGAGGUGCUGAAGAUACUGCCACCACCACACAAGGGCAGCGGAGAGAGAGAGAGAACUGUGAUCGCAAAGCAGAGGAGGAAGAAGAGGAAGAGGAGGAGGGGGCAGCACACCGCCCAUCUGCAGCCAAUAACAAUCCAGCAGAGUGACCAGGCUAUCCACGCCACGCCACCGUAG
Knipowitschia caucasica is the source of this 375-nucleotide messenger RNA. The record is from the annotation of a GenBank genome assembly. NCBI's taxonomy places the organism in Eukaryota, Metazoa, Chordata, Actinopteri, Gobiiformes, Gobiidae.